Helicoverpa zea (corn earworm) is the source of this 1286-nucleotide messenger RNA. RefSeq names its product elongation factor Ts, mitochondrial (gene mEFTs). Gene Ontology annotation, biological process: mitochondrial translational elongation. Gene Ontology annotation, molecular function: translation elongation factor activity; protein binding. The transcript has 5 exons. The record is from RefSeq and is a predicted model, not a curated record. Gene Ontology annotation, cellular component: mitochondrial matrix. Lineage: Eukaryota; Metazoa; Arthropoda; Insecta; Lepidoptera; Noctuidae. The coding region runs from base 195 to 1151 and encodes 318 amino acids.
GACAGGCCGCACGGACUGGCUAGCCAAAUUGUCAAAUUGUUCUUGUUCUAUUCAAAUUACGACGAUUUUCACUGAAAAUUGCUUAUUUUUCCACACUUUAGCAUCGAGGUGUAAUAAAAAAACAAGUUCCUUGUGUCAAUUACCUUUUACUUGCUUGAAUUAAGUCCAAAACGGUUAUAAUAAUAUUUUGAUAAAUGAAGCUAAAGGCACAAGCAUAUACAAAGAUGAUCUUCCAAUUGGUCCGUCGCUUCCACUCAGGACCAAUCUGCAGGGCAGCAGAAUCCUCACUCCUUGCCAAACUAAGGAAGAAAACAGGCUACACCAUUGCCAACUGCAAAAAGGCACUAGAAAUGCAUAACAAUGAUGCUGAAAAGGCUGAGGCAUGGUUGAAUGACCAAGCACAAGCCAUGGGUUGGGCGAAGGCAACCAAGCUGGCCGGUCGUACAGCGUUACAAGGUCUUGUUGCUGUGAAGUUUGAUAAAAACCACGGAGCCUUGGUGGAGCUCAACUGUGAAACUGACUUUGUCGCCAAGAAUGAGAAGUUCCACAAAAUGAUUGAAGAUGCAACAAUCGCAUGUUAUAAGUUUGCUCAUACUAAUAUGCAAGCCAAAGGACCUGUCACUAAGAUGGAAUUAGACAGUGAACAGUUAGCCAAUCUGUCUACAGAAGGUGGAAAGAAACUGUCGGAGGAAUUAGCUUUGUUCAUUGGCACUGUUGGCGAAAACGCGGUGUUAAGGCGAGCUGAAUGUUGGAAAGCAAACAACAGUGAUGUUAAAAUCGCUGGGUAUACCCACCCUGCCCCGGCGACACCCGCAGAGUACUCUGCAGGGAAAUAUGGAGCUCUACUGGCAUACAGGCAAGCUAGUGAUACUGAAGACAUUGGCAGACAGCUGUGCCAGCAUAUCGUUGGCAUGGCCCCACGGAAAAUCGGUGACAAGGAAAAGGACCAUCCUGCCAAAGAUUCUGAUGAUGAAACUUGUCUUAUUUACCAAGAAUACUUACUAGACCCGGCUUACACAGUUGAAGAAGUGUUGCAGCAACACAAAGUUGAAGUCAUUGAUUACAUAAGGUUCUCGUGUGGUGAAGUUAUUGAAGCCAAUAUGCCAGGCGUGGAGAAGCAGCCAUUAGAAACAGUCCAAACCCUACAGUAAAGCAUUAUUGCAGCCAUUUAAUGGCAUACUCACUCAGUUCAUGUAGCUAUAUCUUUGGAGGUUUUGUUAUGUGAUAACCAAAAACCAUAGCUUAUAUUUAUUUUAAUAGUUAAGAAAUAAAAGCUUAAAUAUUAA